AUGCCAGGAAAGGUUCUCCCAUUCACCGCUAACGACAAGAAAGAGAAUUUUUCAGACUACCUAAUUAAAAUGGCCGGGACUUACCGAGUAGUUUUUCCCGCACGGAGGGCGUGCGCGAAGCGCCUGUACGAAGCCAAUGGCCGUUUAUCGGCCGCAACCGGAAAUGCUCGACCGCGUUCCGGAGAAAGCCGAAGUGCUCUCGAACCUAUCCGGAAAUGUCCGAAUCUCAUCAACGGGGAUUACGGCUCUCGGUUGUGUUUGUCUUUAUCUCUUCCUUUUUCUCUAGCUGGUUUCCAGAAUGGAGGAGCCACAGUCAAUGGAGAUGUCUUUCAGGAGUCCAAUGGCCCCACGGAUGCCUAUGCAGCCAUAGCCAAGGCUGACCGUCUGACCCAGGAACCUGAGAGCAUCCGCAAGUGGAGGGAGGAGCAGAAGAAGCGCCUGGAGGAGCUGGGUGAGACCCACAGCUGUGUGUGGCCAUGCUCAUGGCACCUUGUGAUGUGGCAGUUGGGGCCCUGGGCCCUUGGGGUCCCUCAUCUGGCAGUGACCCUUCUUCAUCCCAGAGAGGUGUCUCAUGCCCUAUGCCCCUGUGGGGCAGUGACACUUUUCAGACAGUACUAUCUGGCUGAUGGGAAGGACCUGGAGGAGUGGAACCUGCGUCAGAAUGAGCAGAUGGAGAAGAACCGGGCAAACAACAGGGCCUCGGAGGAAGCAUUCCUGAAGGAGUCCAAGGAGGAAACCCCAGGCUCUGAGUGGGAGAAGGUGGCCCAGCUCUGUGAUUUCAAUCCCAAGAGCAGCAAGCAGAGCAAGGAUGUCUCGCGGAUGCGCUCGGUGCUCAUCUCUCUCAAACAGACACCCCUGUCCCGCUAGUUGCCACCUGGCACAGCCAGGAAUGCAGCAGGGCAAGGCCAGGCUCACUGAGCCAGGUGGCUUCGUGGGGCCAGCCCACAAGGGGCCUCACCCUGCCUGCCCCCUGCUGUGCACCUCGGCUGUGCUCGAGUCACUGGUUGUAACCCUCCCCAUGGUUUUCCUUUGCUUAAAAGGUGCAUCGGUCUCUUUUUACA
Molecule: messenger RNA, 1061 nt
Organism: Egretta garzetta (little egret)
Lineage: Eukaryota; Metazoa; Chordata; Aves; Pelecaniformes; Ardeidae
Gene: CLTB
Product: clathrin light chain B
Exons: 7
Coding region: 1-867 (288 amino acids)
Biological process (GO): intracellular protein transport; clathrin-dependent endocytosis; clathrin coat assembly
Cellular component (GO): postsynaptic endocytic zone cytoplasmic component; clathrin coat of coated pit; plasma membrane
Molecular function (GO): structural molecule activity; clathrin heavy chain binding
Source: RefSeq, a predicted model, not a curated record